Molecule: messenger RNA, 5996 nt
Organism: Patella vulgata (common limpet)
Lineage: Eukaryota; Metazoa; Mollusca; Gastropoda; Patellidae
Product: small G protein signaling modulator 3
Exons: 20
Coding region: 107-2515 (802 amino acids)
Molecular function (GO): protein binding
Source: RefSeq, a predicted model, not a curated record
CAACAGAUUUUCACAGGAAUUGAAAUAUAAUAUAAACUGUUUAAUUUUUUUUACACAAACCGAUAUGCUAUCAAAUUAGAAUAUCCUGCAGUAAUAUUUGUCUAUCAUGGAGAUUGCCAGGGCAGUCUUUGGUACCAGAGAUAACGAAGGAUACAGCAGCAAGGCUACAGCUGCUGAAACAUUAUCUGAAGAUGAAGAUGAAGUUAUCAAAGUUUGUACUGGAGAUGGAAUCAGUGUCUCAGCUACACCAACACUGUCAAAUGAAACUGGCUUUGUUCCUACUCCUGGUGGACCUUUCUCAGCGCUUACUACUUCUAUGUGGCCACAAGAUAUUAUAGCCAAACUAGGGAACACACCAGAGGAUUCCCAUGGACAGCUCGAUUACAGAUAUGAUGAAUUCGGAUUCAAAGUCGAGGAAGAAGAUGGACCAGAAGAAAAUUCUAGUAUUUUGCUCAGUACACCAUUUGUUGAAGAUCCACAAUAUAGAUUGAAAUGGACAGCUUAUCUUGAAUUUACGCAUAAUAAUGAAGUUGGAGAUUUAACAUGGGAUAAGGUUGAACCCCGAUUACCUAGAUCUGAAAAAUUACGAGGUAUGGUCCGAAAUGGCAUUCCACAUUCUUUACGAAGUCAGAUUUGGAUGAGGUUAUCUGGUGCAUUAGAGAAAAAACUGAAUUCAGAAUUAAGCUAUAAAGAUGUCGUGAAAGCAAGUGCGAAUGAUCAUCUCAUGACAUCCAAACAGAUAGAAAAAGAUUUAUUAAGGACCAUGCCCAGCAAUGCAUGUUUUUGUAAUAUCAGCAGCACAGGAAUUCCCCGAUUAAGAAGAAUUCUGCGAGGUCUGGCUUGGUUAUAUCCUGAUAUAGGAUAUUGUCAGGGUACGGGUGUGAUAGCUGCAUCGUUAUUGUUAUUUAACGAAGAAGAAGAUGCUUAUUGGAUGAUGUGUGCUAUUAUAGAAGAUUUAUUACCAGCUUCCUAUUAUUCUAAUACAUUGAUUGGCAUUCAGGCAGAUCAAAGGGUAUUGAGACAAUUGAUAAUAAGUUAUCUACCUAAUGUGGAUUUAGUACUCAAAGAACAUGACAUAGAGCUCUCCCUAAUCAGCUUACAUUGGUUUUUAACACUGUUUGCCAGCGUGGUUCAUAUGAGAGUUUUGUUACGAUUGUGGGAUCUCUUCUUUUAUGAAGGAUCAGUGGUUAUUUUUCAAAUUACCAUGGGCAUGUUGAAAUUGAAGGAACAAGAAUUAGAAGGAUUAGAUAACUCUGCCCAGAUAUUUAAUGCACUAUCUGAUGUACCUGGUGAUGUAGAAGAUGUAGAAGAAUUAAUUGAGAUUGCUUUCCGAGUUGCUGGUUCACUGUCUGAUGUUGUUGUUGAUACUCACAGAAGAAAACAUUUGGCCUAUUUAAUGGCUGAUCAUGGGGCUUUAGUAAAUCCAGAAUCCUCCCGUAAUUUACCCAAACAGCAACUGAACAAAAGGCAUUUAAAAAGGUCGAGAUCAUCACUGUCUAUAUUAUUAUGGGGAAGUGAAGAUGAUGACUUUGGUAAAGCUAAAAAUAUUCAUCAAACAGAAAUACUGGUAGAUCUUCGUGAAGCUAUUCUACAAGUUGCUAGACAUUUUCAGUCUCUAGAUCCUAAAAAUAAUAAAGUGAUACUAACAGCAGAUUAUACAAUGGAUAGUCAUGCCAAAGAUCUAGAAAACUAUGUUAAUGUUGCUAGAACGAGACGAAGAAGAGCUAAGGCAUUGUUAGAUUUUGAAAGAAAUGAUGAUGAUGAAUUGGGUUUCAGAAAGAAUGAUAUCAUUACAAUUAUAUCUCAGAAAGAUGAACAUUGUUGGAUUGGUGAGUUGAAUGGUUUACGUGGUUGGUUUCCUGCUAAAUUUGUAGAUUUAUUAGAUGAAAGAAGUAAAAAUUAUUCUCAAGCUGGUGAUGAUUCUAUAACUGAAGCUAUAACAGAUCUUGUCCGAGGAACGUUAUGUCCUGCUAUAAAAGCUGUAUUUGAGCAUGGAUUAAAGAGAUCUAAUUUAUUAGGAAGUAACUGUCAUCCAUGGCUGUUUAUAGAAGAGGCAGCUACAAGAGAGGUAGAGAAAGAUUUUCAAAGUGUUUAUUCCAGAUUGGUAUUAUGUAAAACUUACAGGUUAGAUGAAGACGGUAAAGUUUUAACACCAGAAGAAGUUAUGUACAGGGCUGUUCAAGCGGUGAACAUAUCUCAUGAUGCUGUGCAUGCUCAGAUGGAUGUUAAAUUUCGAUCACUUAUUUGUGGUGGCCUCAAUGAACAAGUUCUACAUCUAUGGUUGGAAACAUUAUGUUCUUGUGUCGAAAUUGUUGAGAAAUGGUAUCAUCCAUGGUCUUUCAUUAGAAGUCCGGGUUGGGUGCAGAUUAAAUGUGAACUCAGAUUGAUGUCACAGUUUUCCUUUAAUUUAUCAAGAGACUGGGAACUUCCAAAACAGUCGGACACAUUCCGACCUUUCAGGGAUGGGGUGAAGGAUAUGUUAGUAAAACAUCAUCUGUUUAGUUGGGACCUUUAAUAUAAAUGUGUCUAUUACUCAUAUUAAGAGAGUAUUAUUAUGGUAUUAAUUACUAUAUAUAUAUUUUUUUUAAUCAUGGCAUUGUUGUGCAGUUAUCAGGGUUGCUUUUGAUACUAUGGCAUGUACUUUAUCAUAAAUACAAUAAGUUCAACAUUUAAAUCCAUGGUAAAAAAGGAGCUUCUUUUUUUAAUCUGUCCAACUUAAAAGCUGCCCUGAUUAAUAUACCGGUAACAGAUAUUCGGCAUACAUUACAUUAAAACUAUAUAUAUAACCAAUUUUUUUUAAUAUGGUAAUAUUCUGCUUCCAUGGUAAACAAUAUUUUGGUCUGAUGUAUCGUCUGUGUACAUGUUUAUUGUAUGUUCACAUAGUUCAUCAUUUAUAAUAGUUCUAACAAACUAUCAGACUGAUUUAUUUGCCUUUGGAACACUUGCCAUUUCAUCUUGAGAAACUUAUGAGUUUCCGAUUAUCUAUGUGUGUGUGUGUUUAAAUCAAUAUUGAUGCACAGUAUGACAUUGAAGCCUGAUACAUUUCUAUUAUUUUACUGAAAAGAUAUUGGAUUACAAUCUUAUUCUUACAGCCUAUUUAAGGUCAUGAAAUCUCUAUAAAGUAAUGGCUUGGUGUGAAAAUAAUUUUUAGUAAUUGAAAAUGGUAAAGUGAAAUUUGAUGGAUUAGGAGUAACAGAUGUUUUAUUUAAAGUAAUUUUGAUUGAAUAUGGCAGAUUAAGCUCUAAAUUACUAUUUGAGUAAGGGGGUUGGGUGGCCAAAUGGUAUAAGCGAUUCACUUUAGAUCAUAAGGUCUGUCAUUUAGUCAAGUGGUGUGGUUCUGAUUCCACACUUGUGUGUGACAAGGACUACAGAUAUAUAUUUAUUUGAUUAGCUAUUAUACUGUUUCCCUUUCACUUGGUAAGUUGAAUAUAUUCGAGUAUAAUUUAUACCAUUAUUUUGUGUAUAUAUAUAUAUUGUACCUAGUUAAAUUUAUUUUGUUAUGUUAUCAAUUGAUUAUAAUUAUGUAAUUUAUGAUUGAAUUAUUCAUUCAUCAUAGCAUGUUGAAUAUAUGUUAUUGUUAAAAAAUGUUCAUAGUCCAACAACAAGAUACAAGGUUGUGUUUUUUUAAGAACUAUUGUCAGAUUGUUAUUGGGUGUAUUUUAAAGUAUUAUCUACCUAGAAUUGGAUGACAUGAUUAUCUGAUAUAGGAUUAGAGUGAAUUUCUUUGGUUUGCUGAUGAGUUAAAUCAAGAUCGGAUCUAGUCUUCAAUUUUAAUAGAUUUAUACUUAAUGAAUGCUUUCUUUAAGGGCUAACAAUGUUUAUUGCAAAUCACUGUUGUUACCUUAAGUUGACAAAUCAGGAUUUGAAUAAUUUACAAAAACAACACACUCUUUCCGUACUUGGUAAAUUUAUAAAAAAAAAGAGCAGUUUCUAGCUUUGUAAGCCUCAGUCAAACAAUUAAAGAUAAUGCGACAUUAGCAUAUUUACUCUAAAAUAUUAUAAUCCAGUCAAAAGUUAUAAUCUAUAACAAUACUAGACCAGAAAGGCCUGUUAUGAACAACGAUUCUACGUAUAUAAAAAAAUUUUUUUUUAUAACUUAGGUAAUGAUUAGUACAGCCAGCAUGUUAACUGAAGUGCUUUGUCAAUCCACAUCAGCUUGUGUAUACCGUGAUAAGAUGUGUAGUCCCUUUGACACAAGCCAAUCAACAGAAUUAAGGCUGUAAUUAAAAUAAGUGUUUUAGCAGGUCUAACACAUAAACGGUUAAUAUAUGGUCAUCAUAAUUAUAUCAAAUAAUUUUAAUCAGAUUGGUAUGCAAUUGACUAAAGUGUUUAUAAUAAACACUGGCUUCAAGUACAUAAAACUUUCACAUGGUCAUUUGAUGUGCCCUGUGAAUAAGAUAAUGUUUAAUGCUGUUUUUGUAUUUUAUUUCUGUACUGUAAUACAGAAACACUGUAAUGUAAAAAAUAUUUUCUCUGAUGGUUAGCAAAUUCACAAAUCACAAAUGAAAAUGGUACUUAGCAAUCUGACAACAGUCAUAGAAGAAAACUCCUCUUGGACUGUUACUUCUGCCAUUAUAUUAUAUUAACUUUAUCAUUCUUGAUCUGUUUUAUUUUAUUUAUUUAACAAUAAUAUACUCUAACUAUGUGCAAUAACAGAUUUACUUUUGUUAUAAUUAUCUUGUUAACUAAUUUUACUUUAUUUAUUAACGUUAUUAACUACACAUAUACCAGCUAAAUAUCUCUCAUUUUUCUUUAUUUCUCAAAAUAAUAUUAUUUAUCCUUGUAUAGAAUCUGUAAAUGUUUAAUAUGAAAUCACUGUGAUAUAGAUAUGUGUUGUUAAUGGGUUGUAUUGAUAAUUGAAUUACUGUAAAACAAGACAUUUAUGCAAGUAGUUUUAAGUCAAGAUCUCAGUAAUUUUGUUAUGUUGUAGAAUAGAAAAUUGAAAAUAUUACAACCUGUGAUGUAUUGGAGUUUUUCAUCUUUGUCAUUUUAAGGCUAAAAUAGGAAUUAAAUUUUGCCGGGACUGUAAGCAUUUCUGCUACUCUUUACCGAAAUUCCAACUGUCACAGGUUCUUUCAUGUUCACACCAACGUGUACAUGUGUGGAAUUUGGUUUUUGUCUUAUCCGUGUGACAAGGUAACACUUUACUUGCCAGCCCCACAGACGCUACCUUGGACAAGUGGAAAUGUGGCUUGAAUUCUUGUUUUACAGUAUAGUAAUGCUUAUUGUUUAAUAUUAUAUAAUCCAGAAAAUAAAUAGGCCACUGUCAAAAAAAACAACAACCCAAAACAAAGAAGAAAAUUGGUAAAAUAUUAUAUUCAAAAGGAACCAAGCGAUACUUGUUUCCAGAUCGUUUUAAGUCGGUCACUGUUUUAGGUUACAUUAUUUUAUUUUUCAUUCAUUAAGUUUAAUAAGAUUACCAGCAAAUGGACUCAGUGCCUGGAAAGAGAUUUGGUGAUGCCAGGAGCCAACUCCUUGAGUGUAUGCCACCAAGACUAAGUACAGGGCCUUGUACUCUGAAAUUUGAGAAAGGAAGGCAUUUUAAAUAUGCUAUCACAGAUGAAAUAAAAAUUUUAUUCAAAUUAAGUAGGGCAAAGUUAACCGUGAUAAUUUGAAAGAAAAUUCAUAUAAUUUCACUCUUUGAUUGGAUACGCAGAGCUGUUGCCCCCUCUCUGCACGCUAGUAUAUGGAAUAUUAUUUUGACAGUGACUUAUUCACAUUUUCACCCUUACAAUGAAUCCCUUAUGCCCAAAUAGUAUAAGUAUAAUUACCCCAGUGGUUGUAUAUAUAAUAUUGGUUGUUAAUGUAUAUAGUUGUUGUUUGUAUAUAGUAUAAAUAUAUAAGUUAUAUAUCCAUCUGUGAUUGGACUAGUCACCAGUUUGUGAUGCAUUUAAAUGUCUGUCUCAAUCGCUGAUUGUAUAUAUUAUUAUAAAUGUAUGAUAAAUCUGGGUAAUUGUGUUAUCCAUUAAAAAAUAAAAAUAACAUAAUAUUUAAAA